CAAAGUCAUCAGUACGUAGGAACAGGAGAGCCCUAGUCUGGAUCAGAUCGAAAGUUAAAUCUAGUCCAGCAAUCUGUUUCCAACAAUGAUCAGCCAAAUACUUCCUGGAAGCUCGCAAGCACAGCAUUGCUUUGCCCUUACAGCUACUGUUACUCCGAGGUACCCUGCCUCUGAAUAUGGAGGUUCUGUUUAGCUAUUGUGCUCAAUAGAGCUCGAUGAGAAACCGAUUCUCGGUGAAUUGUCCAAUUCUUUAAAACCAAACAAACACACACACACCUAAGCCAGUGACCAUCGCUACCAUUUGCGACAAAGAUAAAGACUGGUGGGUUUCAUGAAGGAAAACAAAAAAUUAUCGUGCCGGAGAGAUCAGCUCCUCCUUCCAACCCGCUUUGCAACACGGAAGUGGGAAGGCGGAGAUUAGAGGGCAUGUUCGCUUGUUUAGAGGGUGGGAUUUGGGGAGGCAGCUGUUGUUUCUCCCGGGAUCAGGAGUGAUGCGUCUCUCCUCGGCUCCGGAGCGCGGCUCUUCCUGCAUCUGAAAGAGUCGCAUCCCGCAGCAGGGAGUGCAGUAGUGUGCUUCCUCCGUGUCGCCUUGCACACUGCCCAGGCGCUGCCGCAUCCACCACCCCGCCCGCUCUUGGCUACAACCUUCCUUGCUACAACCUGCAAGUCCACCCAGCCGCAUGUCCAGCUUGCAGCGCCCGGUGGCGGCUCCAGCCCAGGCCCAGCCGGUCUCCCUGAGUGCGGAGCAGGCCAAAGUGGUUCUGGCUGAAGUGAUCAAGGCAUUUGGCUCGCCAGAGAAUGCCCAGCGCAUGGAGGAAGCAAGGGACAAUGCCUGCAAUGAUAUGGGCAAAAUGCUGCAGUUCCUGCUACCUGUGGCUACCCAAAUCCAACAGGAUGUGAUCAAAGCCUAUGGUUUCAGUAAUGACGGGGAAGGAGUCCUAAAGUUUGCCCGAUUGAUAAAAUCCUAUGAGUCUCAGGACCCUGAGAUUGCAAGCAUGUCUGGGAAGCUCAAGUCUAUGUUCCUGCCUCCAAUGACGCUGCCUCCACAUGGGGCUGGGACAGGGGGUGUUGCAGCGUCAUGAAGCUGGCAACCUUUGUGGCCUCUGCCUGUCUGGAUCAUAUUACUGUCCUUGCAACAAUGUUUGUUAACUGGAUCCUGGGAUACAUUUUUUCUUUCCGUGUAAUGUGAUACGUUCUUGACUCCUUUGUACAGUCCCGGUUCUGCCUUUUGUGUGCAUUCUGUGCUGCAUUUGUGAAUAAAAACUUCUUUGUAAACUUC
Messenger RNA from Hemicordylus capensis (graceful crag lizard), 1279 nucleotides. It is a transcript of the gene C2H12orf57, whose product is annotated as chromosome 2 C12orf57 homolog. The coding region runs from base 681 to 1082 and encodes 133 amino acids. Lineage: Eukaryota; Metazoa; Chordata; Lepidosauria; Squamata; Cordylidae. The transcript is spliced from 3 exons. Gene Ontology annotation, biological process: post-embryonic development. The record is from RefSeq and is a predicted model, not a curated record.